CGACGUGCUGUCGCGUAAUACUAAUAUAUUUACUAAUAGAGCUUGCUGUUUUCAACAAAUUAUCAAUUUUUAAAUGUACUAAAUGUUAACCAAGUCUUGUUUUGAUUUGUGGAAAGAAGAAAAAAAUCAAACUGGUAUCGUUACUUUUUGCAAAGACCUAGACCAAGCCAUCGGUAACGGCAUAUCUGUUGGAGUGAUCACUGAAUUCUGUGGUCCUCCUGGAAGUGGCAAGACUCAAAUGUGCAUUCAACUGGCAGUGAACGUUCAAAUUCCGUUGCAACUGGGUGGCCUCGCUGGGAAAGCUAUGUUCUUCGAUACCAAUUUCGGCUUCAGCCCUGGUCGAUUAGAAGAAAUAGCAGCUGCAUGCACCCACCAUUGUCAAAGAAUAGUGCAAAUUCAUAGGCAGGAUCUGGCAAAAUCAAUCGGUCAUUUUACUGACGAAAGAAUACUAGAUGGAGUCUAUUAUAAGCAUAUCAACGGGUGCUCCGAAAUGUUAGAUGCUUUAGAAGCAUUGCACGAGCUUCUUAAAUCUGGACAAAAAAUUAAACUUAUAAUAAUAGAUUCACUAUCGUUUCUCAUCAGAAACAAUAUAGAAAAUACGUUGGAACGAAUCAGGAUAGAUCAUAGAAUACUCACCAAAUUGCAUGUAUUAGCUCACCUGUACAAAUGUGCUGUUGUAAUAACCAAUGAUGUAACCACGCGCAUUGAUUCAAACGGUACCACUAAUAGUAUAGUAAUACCCGCAAUAGGUGAUAGUCACAGUCACAAAAUCAAUCAACGAAUUGUACUGGGGCAAACGAGUGACGAAGAGUCGAGCAUUUUCAUUGCUUCUAUUGAGAAGAGUUUGAUGCGACCUCGUACUCUCGUUAAAUUUCAGAUUACUGAAGCUGGGAUCAGGAGAUUUCGGAAAAAGUAAUUGUUUU
This is a messenger RNA of Malaya genurostris, 923 nucleotides long. RefSeq names its product DNA repair protein RAD51 homolog 3. The transcript is spliced from 5 exons. Gene Ontology annotation, cellular component: replication fork; Rad51B-Rad51C-Rad51D-XRCC2 complex; Rad51C-XRCC3 complex. Lineage: Eukaryota; Metazoa; Arthropoda; Insecta; Diptera; Culicidae. The coding region runs from base 83 to 916 and encodes 277 amino acids. Gene Ontology annotation, molecular function: ATP-dependent DNA damage sensor activity; four-way junction DNA binding; ATP binding. Gene Ontology annotation, biological process: DNA repair; meiotic DNA recombinase assembly; reciprocal meiotic recombination. The record is from RefSeq and is a predicted model, not a curated record.